AAGAAAAUGGUAAAGAAACUAAGGGCAGAAGAGAAUUCUUUGAGGGGAUAUGACAUUCGUGAGCUGUUGGAAAGGCUUAAGGGUGAGUUAGAUGGGAAGUACUUGGUGGUUUUGGAUGCCGUGUGGGGAACAGAUGAAGGGAGGUGGUGGGAUAGCUUGAAGUCCGCUUUGCCCCGAGUGGAGGGUAGCUGUGUUAUUGUUACAACAAGGAAUGAGAAGGUUACUAAAUCAAUGGGGGCUACCGAUAGGUGCAUACAUUGUUCACAAGUUCUUUCAGAUGAAGAUAGUUGGUCCUUAUUCAGCAAAGUUGCUUUUGCAAGAAACGGAGGUAAGUGCACAAAUCCGGAUUUGGAGGGCUUGGGAAAGGAGAUCGUUGAGGGUUGUGGGGGGCUUCCUUUGGCAAUCAACAUUGUGGGUGGAAUGAAGUUGGGGAAAGGUGAUUCCAUCCAUGAAUGGAGGCAAAUAUCAGAGCACCUAAAGGAGGAGUUGGAAUUCAGUAAGAAAGAUGAGCUGGUCAUUAUGAGACUAGAGUUAAGCUAUGAAGAGCUCCCAACACAGUUAAAACCUUGCUUCUUGUCCCUUGCCAUGCUUCCUGAAGAUUAUGAAAUACCAGUUAGGUACAUUGUUGAAUCGUGGAUUGGUGAAGGUUUUAUUUGGGGAAGAAAUGGGAAAACGGCAUUAGAGAUCGGAGAAGACUGCCUUACAAAAUUAUUUAAUCGAUUUUUGAUGCUUGGAGUGGAUAAAGAUGACUUCGAAAAAAGCUUCCUUGGUUGCAAAAUGCACGAUAUGGUUCGAGAUAUGUUUAUAAAAAUUGCAAGAGAAGAGGACUUUUUUGUGAGGUUGGACUGUGGAGAUAGGCCUGCAUUCAUUGUGCAGCCUCGCCGCUGGGGAGGCUUGGGAAUUUCGAUGAACACAACAGUGGGGAGCAUCCAAAACAGUUCUACCAAGCUGCGGACAUUGGUUGGGGUGGACAUUGAGCACAGAGAGAUUGUUGCAAGUGUAGAAGCAAAACUAUGCAAACUAAGGUGGUUGAGGGUCUUAUGUCUUUCAUUCUCAAACACAGAAAUCGAUGAAGAUAUUGUGGGCAAGAAUUGGUUGAGUAGGAUAGGGUCAUUACAGCACCUUGUUUUUCUUAGAAUCGAGAAUUCUGCCUUGAGAACACUCCCAGAUUCAAUCAGACAUCUUUAUAAUCUUCAGAUUCUAUGUUUAGUCGAGUGCACCAAUUUGGAAAGGCUUCCUCUGUCAAUCACGACAUUGGAGAAGUUCACAGCUAUCGAAAUCAUUGAUUGUCCGCCUUUAGAAUGCAUGCCGGCAGGGCUUGGAAAGCUUUCAAAUCUCGAACGGUUAUUUGGGUUUAGUCCUGUGAAUUCGGGUCGUACAAAUGGAUCAUCUAUUUCGCAAUUGAAGAACUUGCCAAGACUCAGAGAACUUUACAUGAAGAUAAAGUCAGAGGAAGAAAUAGAAGAAGUGGAAUGGAAUUUGUUAUCAAUGCUCCAGCAUCUGCAAAUUCUAAUUCUAGACUUUGAGGACAGUUCUCUUGAAAGUGACAGAUUUGUAAGGAAGAUACACCGUCAGCUUUCUGCUCCUCUUAAAUGCCUUAGGGAGUUGGAUCUUGGGUACUACCCAGGAGAAAGAACACCUGCGUGGCUCGAUCCUACUUCCCUUCCCAAUCUUCAGUUUCUUUUCAUUGGUGGGGGAAGAAUUAGGCAGAUGGGUCCCAGAUUUUGGGACAGCGAGAGUGGGGUAUGGAGAGUGGAGGUCUUGGUGCUACAAGACCUAGACGAGAUGGAAAAAGAGUGGCCGAGGAUGCGAAGGGCAAUGCCGUCUUUAAGACUCCUCAAGGUUAGUGAUUGUCCGAAGCUUAAGUCAUUCCCAUGCGAUGUUACAAUUGAUGAUUGGAGCAUAUGGCGGAAAGAGGAAGAAGAAGAAGGUAAGGCUACUGUAAUUCAAUUGUAA
Molecule: messenger RNA, 1956 nt
Organism: Magnolia sinica
Lineage: Eukaryota; Viridiplantae; Streptophyta; Magnoliopsida; Magnoliales; Magnoliaceae
Product: disease resistance RPP13-like protein 4
Exons: 1
Coding region: 7-1956 (649 amino acids)
Biological process (GO): defense response to other organism
Molecular function (GO): ADP binding
Source: RefSeq, a predicted model, not a curated record